AAGGAAAAGCAACUCGGCCGCUGACACGGUGUCCUCCGACUCCUCCCCCACUUUCUCCCCACCACCACCACCAUCUCCCGUCUCCCCCGCUCCGGACGCAUCCAGUCGCCUCGCCUCGCCUCACCUCACGUGCGCGCCUCUAACUCGCCGCUCCGGUCAACCCGCCGCCGCAUGAGAGAUGGUACUACUAGAUGUAGAUCGUCCAAUCCGAACGCAUUCCUCUCCUCCCCGUCGGGCCACACCACCCACGGCCUGCCACAGUGUACGUCCCAUAAUUUAUUCUCUCCUUCCGCUGCACUUGUCUCCCGCAUUGGUUUAAAGGGAGGUCCACGGAGGGGAGAGGCGGUCCCCGAUGGCCCUGCGUCCCUCGCCGGCCUCCUCCCCCCACGCAUUGCCGGAUUCGAGGGCUCGCCAAGCGCCGCCGCCAAGUGUGCUGCUCUGGCAGGAGUAGUACGGGGGGUUUGCCUGCUUCUUGGCUGGGUUGGCCGAGGGCUUUGGUUUGGGAUCGCCGGAGCGCCAGGAUCCGGAGGUUCCCUCGAGGCUAAAGGUUCUUUAACAUUUGACUGUCGAAUUUGGUGCUCGGUCUUGAAAUUCAGAAAGAAAAAGGCCUUUGCUAGGUUCAACAAGCGAUGGCCUCCCCCGGUGAGGAAAAAAUGAAGGGUUGUCGCCCUAAACUUUUCGGUGCCAAGGAGAAGAAAUCUGCAAAGAGGACCGACAGUCCAGGCUGCAAUGCAGCACAUGAGCUUGGACCAAGUCCUUCUAAGACAGUAUCAGCUUCCCCCUUGAGAACACUUUCAGGAGUUAAGAGCAUACGUCUCAGCCAUUUCCUGGCCCAACCUUCUUCUAUUAAUAGAACAACUGAGCCCGUCAGAAUUUUUGUCUCUACCUGGAACGUCGGUGGGAAAGCACCUACUGCUGAACUGAACAUGGAUGAUUUUGUUCCACCUGAUGAUCGUUCAGAUAUUUAUGUGUUGGGUUUUCAGGAAAUUGUUCCUCUCAAUGCUGGUAAUGUGCUUGUGGUAAAGCUGCUGCCUUGUGACCAUGAGGUCAUGGGUUCAAGUCCUGGAAACAGCCUCUUACAGAAAUGUAGGGAAAGGCUGCGUACUAUAGACCCAAAGUGGUCGGACCCUUCCCUGGACCCUGCGCAAGCGGGAGCUACAUGCACCAGGUUGCCCUUUUUUAAUGCUGGUAAUGUGCUUGUGAUAGAAGACAAUGAACCAGCUGCAAGGUGGCUUGUUCUUAUAAACCAAGCACUAAACCGGCCAGCUGAUAAUGAUACCAAUGUCUUUCAGCAUCCGACAUCUCCAUCUGUUGAUUCUACUUCAUCUCGAGCUUCUUCAAGCCUUGACACUUCAUUCUCUGAAUUAACAAAAACAGCAAGUGGUUCCACAAUCUUCCAGAAAUCUUCCCUCAAAGCCAUUAGAAAACCUUUCAUGCCAAUGCAGAGAAAACGGCUUAAGGCCUGCAACUGCCCAGCAGAAAUGAUCAAAUCAUCGUACAGGGAUGCUUGCUUUCGGCGCCCGAAAAAACAUGCUGGCGAGACUGAUUCCUCAGGAGAGGAAGAGAAAGAGAACACGAGGGAUUCUUGCGGCUCUGUGCUAAGUGAAGUAACUUCCGCUCCCACCGCAAGGGAUCAGCUAAAAUAUAACCUCAUAGUAUGCAAACAAAUGGUUGGAAUUUUUGUCACUGUGUGGGUAAAGAAAGAACUAGUGCAACACAUCGGCCAUCUAAGAACGUCUUGCAUAGGGCGAGGAAUUCUGGGCUGUCUUGGAAACAAGGGAUGUAUAUCAGUAAGCAUGACAGUGCACCAGACAAGCUUUUGUUUCAUCUGCAGCCAUUUGGCUUCAGGUCAGAAAGAAGGGGACGAAUUCAGAAGAAACUCUGAUGUUCUAGAGAUAAUGCGGCUCACACUGUUUUCGAGGCUUUGCAGGAAAAUUGGGCGAAGAAUUCCUGAGAAAAUUCUUGAGCAUGAUAAGGUGAUAUGGUUUGGGGAUUUGAACUACCGUAUUGCACUGAGCUAUGAAGAUACAAAAAGGCUUUUGACGGAAAAUAAUUGGGAUGCCCUUUUCGAAAAGGAUCAGCUAAAAAUUGAACGAGAUGCCGGACGAGUGUUCAGGGGAUGGAAUGAGGGGAAGAUAUAUUUUGCUCCCACAUACAAGUACUCCUCUAACUCGGAUGCAUAUGCUGGUGAGACUGCAACAUCAAACAAAAAGAGGAGAACGCCAGCAUGGUGUGAUAGAAUAUUGUGGCAAGGUGACGGCACUUCACAGUUGUCCUACUACCGUGGAGAGUCCCGAUUUUCAGAUCAUCGUCCUGUCUGUGGAACCUUCAUUGUCGAAGUUGAGGCACUAAACAGAAAGACAAAGAGGCGCUCAUCUAAUGCUGACAUGAAAAUCGGUGCUGAAGAGCUUUUACCAACGGACAAGAAUAAGGGUGUGUAUGUCAAGGCCAAUACAAAGUGACGAUAUCCCAUUGUGGCUUCCUGUUAGGCACAUCACGGAGUGUGAGCUUCCACAAAUAACACAAUAAUGUGCAUGCCAGUUCUACAAAGAAAAACGUAUAUGCAUCACGUUGUCAAGAAUCGUGCAUAGAUUUGUUUGGAUGACGGUUAAAAACCGGCCUGAUGCUCCUGUUUCAAACAGGGCAACAGACUCUGGAAGUGGAAGGAUAAUGUCUAGUUUUCAUUCCAUUUUUUCCCAACGCAGUCCAAAAGAAAAAAGAUAAGUCUCCUUUUAAAGGAGGUGAUUUGGUUAUAUACCUGAUGAUAGGAUUAAACCAGCCAAUAUUCUUUGGUCUGUAAUUUUUCCAGUUGUAAGUAUAAUUGUACUAUGACAAGAUGAAGCAACAAAUUUCUUUUGACGGCAAUUUUUUAACAAGCCACGAGCAUUUUGAAA
Molecule: messenger RNA, 2894 nt
Organism: Triticum aestivum (bread wheat)
Lineage: Eukaryota; Viridiplantae; Streptophyta; Magnoliopsida; Poales; Poaceae
Product: type I inositol polyphosphate 5-phosphatase 10
Exons: 13
Coding region: 630-2462 (610 amino acids)
Biological process (GO): phosphatidylinositol dephosphorylation
Molecular function (GO): inositol-polyphosphate 5-phosphatase activity; phosphatidylinositol-4,5-bisphosphate 5-phosphatase activity; phosphatidylinositol-3,4,5-trisphosphate 5-phosphatase activity
Source: RefSeq, a predicted model, not a curated record